ACCUGAAACUUGGUAAAAAAGUUAAUGAAGGUAAAACAAAAGAAGUAUACGAGCUGCCGGAUAUCCCAGGAUGUGUUCUCAUGCAAUCAAAAGACCAAAUAACAGCAGGAAACGCAGCCAGGAAGGACCGAAUGGAAGGCAAGGCUGCCAUUUCCAAUACCACAACUAGCUGUGUGUUCCAGUUGCUUCAAGAAGCUGGAAUCAAAACAGCUUUUGUCAGGAAACAGAGUGACACAGCAUUCAUAGCAGCUCACUGUGAAAUGAUCCCAAUUGAAUGGGUGUGCAGAAGAAUUGCUACUGGCUCCUUCCUCAAAAGAAACCCUGGUGUCAAAGAAGGAUAUAAGUUUUACCCACCCAAAAUUGAGAUGUUUUACAAGGAUGAUGCUAAUAAUGAUCCACAAUGGUCUGAGGAGCAGCUCAUUGAAGCAAAAUUCUGUUUUGCUGGACUUACUAUUGGCCAGACUGAAGUAGAUAUUAUGGCUCGUUCCACUCAAGCUAUUUUUGAGAUCCUGGAAAAAUCAUGGCAGCCCCAAAACUGCACUCUAGUAGACCUGAAGAUUGAAUUUGGUGUUAAUAUUCUGACAAAAGAAAUUGUUCUUGCUGAUGUUAUUGAUAAUGAUUCAUGGAGACUCUGGCCGUCAGGAGACAGAAGCCAGCAGAAGGACAAACAGUCCUACCGGGACCUGAAAGAAGUGACUCCCGAAGCACUGCAGAUGGUUAAGAGAAACUUUGAAUGGGUUGCAGAAAGAGUGGAGUUGCUUCUGAAAACAAAGAGCCAAGGUAGAGUUGUGGUGUUGAUGGGAUCUCCUUCUGACCUCAGUCACUGUGAAAAAAUAAAAAAGGCAUGUGCAACCUUUGGAAUUCCUUGUGAGUUAAGAGUGACCUCUGCUCACAAAGGGCCAGAUGAAACCCUGAGGAUCAAAGCAGAAUAUGAAGGAGAUGGAAUCCCAACAGUGUUUGUUGCAGUAGCUGGCAGAAGCAAUGGUUUGGGGCCAGUAAUGUCUGGUAACACUGCUUACCCAGUUGUCAACUGUCCCCCACUCUCAGCUGACUGGGGCACUCAGGAUGUGUGGUCUUCUCUCAGACUACCCAGUGGUCUUGGCUGUCCUACUACUCUGUCACCUGAAGGAGCUGCCCAGUUUGCUGCCCAGAUAUUUGGGUUAAACAACCAUUUGGUGUGGGCCAAACUGCGAUCAAACAUGUUAAACACCUGGAUCUCCUUGAAGCAGGCUGACAAAAAGCUUCGAGAGUGUACCUUGUAAGUCAUACUAACAAGUAACUUCUAUUAGUUAUGCAAAGAUAAUGGUGUGCUUAUUCAGUCAUAUUAGAAGUUACAUUUGAAUGAGCUCAAAGUCCUGCAUUCUUUGUUACAGAAGAAAGCAUUGUUAGAGCAGCAGAUGAAGUCUGUUGUGUCCUCAUCCUUCCCUUGUGUAUUUUUUUAAUAUAAACAACUUGGUAAAACAUGGGGAAGUAGUAUUUUAGGUAUCUCUUUCUGUUGCUCCAAAA
Balearica regulorum gibbericeps (East African grey crowned-crane) is the source of this 1506-nucleotide messenger RNA. The record is from RefSeq and is a predicted model, not a curated record. Lineage: Eukaryota; Metazoa; Chordata; Aves; Gruiformes; Gruidae.